ACGAAAGAUCGUACUUUACCUGUCAUAUGCCACAGAGUGUCCUUCGUAACUCCCCAGUCUUCCUCGCUUUGUAAUAGGCUCAUGUUUUGUUGAAGAAAUGCCAGCAGCCUGCAACAUUUUGUCUCGUGUAGUCAGACUGCACGUAACGACAUGCAGAAAUAUCUGCAAUGUACACCUAAAGUGUAGUGCGAGCGCAUCUGGAGUGCAGCGUCUGCGUGAACUUUCAACAGCUCACUUGCUCGCCAACCAGCCAACCGAGGAAAUAGCCAUUCCUGUGCCUUACGGGCAGCUGGCUGCCAAGGUUUGGCCUGCCAAGAGAAAAAACCGCAAUCCCAAGAAACACCUUCUCUGCCUGCACGGUGGUCAAGACAAUGCUGGGAGCUUCGAUCCAUUGCUUGAAAAGCUGGAUGGUGGCUGGCAGGCUGUGGCAUUAGACUUUACUGGCCAUGGUCUCUCGUCGCAUCUGCCAAGGGGAUGCAUUUACACCAUGACACACUUAAUGUUCGAUAUUGCUCAUGCUGUUCAGUUUCUUGGCUGGGACCAGUUCAACUUGCUGGGCCACAGUAUAGGAGGCCUCGUGGGACACAGAUAUGCCUGCAUAUUUCCUGAAAAGGUGUCAAAACUAAUACUUGUAGAGGGCUUUGGAGAAAUCUAUGAAGCUAGAAGCCAACUCCUGGGCACUCUAAGAACUACAUUGCAGUCUUUCCUACGUCUUGAAGAGAAGGACUUCAGUCAGCAACCAAGUUAUACUGAAGAGGAGAUCAUGGCUCUCUAUACCAAGAUGCCUUGGGGAUGCAUUCGUGCUGAUGAUGUGAAGGUAUUAAUGAAACGAGGCUGCCAGCUCCAGGCAGAUGGUCGUUACACCUUUACGAGAGAUAUUCGGCUAAAGGCGUUUUACUGGGACAAAGUCGACAAAGCUGCCCUCGACCCAUGGUGGAAGUCCUUUAAAAAUGACAUUCUUGUUUUGGAUGCUGUGCCUGGUUUUGGCAGCUGUUCAGUCCAGAAUGGCAGAAUGAUAAAUGCUUUGAAGAAACACUGCCGCACUUUUCAAAUGGCAGUGCUCGAUGGCGAUCACCACAUUCACAUGAAUCAGCCAGAGCUGGUAGCCAGCUACAUAAGGCCCUUUUUAGAAGAUUUGCAAGGCACUAGAAAUCAGAUGUGGUUUGUGUGAUAAACUGAAAAGCGUAGUUUUUUUUUUUGUAGCAGCUUUAUCGAAGUCCUUGUACUUUGUAAGAUGUCCUCAGUGCCAUGGGAAAGGUAAGGGCAGAUGAUUUUAUUCAUGGUGGUAAGAAAAAAAGAGCAAGGAUCAGGUGCGACACUGGCUCGGAUGAGUACAUGGUCCACUCCCAGGAUGUACAUUUCACAUGAAUCAACGAUAAUGAAUCCAGAGUGGAGACAUCAGAUUUUUUUUACUGCCUUGCAUCAUGCCUUUUGAUACCUUCAAUAAUUCAUACAUAAGUGCCUGGGCACUGUUUCAAUACAUUGUCCUCUUUACGAAAAUGCAGCUAUUAAAGGGAUAUACCUGUAGCAGGGAGGCUGUAAUGGGUUACUAACACAGAACCAUUCAUGCUUAUUUAUUAGCGAGUAGCAAUGCAUAGCAUCCAUUUUGUUAAGUAUUAUUUUGUGUACAAGUCCAAUGCUAUCAUUUCCAAGUGCUGAGACGUCUCAUUUACCAAUGUGAAAAAUCUGGUCAUUCUAGCCUUGGCAGGAAAACUUUACAUUGUUGUUGGCAGCUGUAAUCCACAUUCUUCACUUCAUCAUUUCACAUUGUCUUUUACACAACCAGCAGCUUGGUUUACCACAGUUAAAACAUUGCGGCUAAACAUACAAAGAUAGACCUGUCUAGCAAUUACACUUUAUUCUUUUUAUAUUUUCCAACUGUAGAGGCUUAUGACUGCAUGGCUUCUACUAAAGGAACACUAAGUGGCACUAACUUAUUUGAAAUUGGCAGAGUAGUCUUUAAAUACCCUGCUUGCUUCUUUUUUUGUUUUUUGGCAUAACGCUGAUCAAUAUGAGAGAGAGUGAAGGGGGCCAUGCACCUUAACUAACGUGCUAAUGAUGUCAAUGUGAAGUGACUCGUGUCGCUGUAUUUUCGAACAGCUUUAUGUAGGAAGAGUUCCUGAAAGUUGUCGUGUAGUCACAGCUCACUUUUGAAUGCAAUCAUUCUUUAUUAACGAAUAGCUAUCCAACCCCGAGUAGAUUUCAUCGAAAUACAUGAUAUCUCAGGGAGCUGGUGCGAAAAUUUCGAGCUGGCGUCGCCACCUGUCUUUCAUUUUUGAAUCUUUUCUGGCUUUCCAAGUCUACACUCAUGUUAAGGCUGAUCUAACCAGUAUUCCAGAACUCAAAUCUAGCAAACGAGCUUAACCGAUUCAUUCUGUUCACUAUGCUUGUAUAUUUACACAAAAGAAUGAAUUAGUACUUUUUCAAUGCCACUACCAGCUAUAUGCUUAGAGAUAUUGGCUUUGAGACUGUUUGCUUGCACUGUAAAUGAAUUGUCACUUGUGGACAACAGAAAGCAACAUUGUUGUGUAUAGCUCUGCUAGACCUACAUUUUUGAAAGUGUCCAAAGUAUGUUGAUAUUUGGGAGCGUUUCAAUGUCACAAUUUGCAUGUAUUUUCCACACACAGCUAUUUUCAUUUAGCUUGUUUGAGGGGUCCGUAGGAAUGUGUAACAUGCAAAAGCCUCGUGCAGGACACGCAUGCAAAUGUUAGAUUUCAUAGCCUACAAUAGUGCUAGAUCUUUCAUGCUCUGCUCAUGUAGUGUUUUUGAUGCCCACAGUUUUGUACCCAGUUUUCUAGUCCUUCUGCUACAUGUGAAAGCCGCUUAUCAUAUUUGUUAAAACAGUGAAAUUUUUUUACUGCACUGAGUCAUUACGAAGUUAUAGAAUAGGCACCCCAAAGUGAGGUGCCUAUUCCCCAAUAAGGGUAUGCAGGACAGCAAGCUUUAGAAGAGAACUUUUUUUUGCAGUCGGCGCCUUGGGCACUUGCAGCACCACUGCAGCUACAGGCAGUUACUACAAAAUUUUAAAUAAAUAUUAACAAGUGGUAUGAUCUUAAAGGGGUCCUGAACCACUUUUUAUCGAAGUGGAGAAAUGCAUUUGAAGUUAAAAUAGGAUAUUUCAUAAAUACUUGCCGCAAAAAGUACUGCAAUGUGUUCAGCAGAAGCUGAGUUGUUGACAAUCAGACAUGACCUUCGCGGUGCUUCCGCUCCCUCUUCAAUGAUUGCGCUUUGAAAGCUAAGGCGGAGCAGGGUGUGCCCACAACGCUCUACCUACUGAACAUCACCGUGCCUCGCAGUUCAAAUUUAAUUUUGGAUGUUAACAUAAAUGCCAGCGAGCCACUACGGCCGCAGUAUCUACGCUUUGUAGCAGACCGCAGCUACAUGCAACUGUAGUGCGUAUUCACAGCGUUUGCUUUGUGCACGGCAGGGCUUGAGUGCGUGCCCCCGCUCAUAUGCUGCAGUCUGACCGUGGUGCAGACCGGCUUUGUCCUUCACCAGCUUGACCAACGCAUAGUAGCCACAUCCAACUUGCGCAUUUUGAAGCGCUAUCAAUAAGUCUGCCAAGGCAUCUAACCAGGAUAGGCCAGGAGUCAGCAUGCGCUGGCAAGCGUGCGUGUGGUCUGACCUUAAGUUUCGCAUGGUUCUAGGCUAGUUGAACGUUCAAAACUAGUAGAAAUCAGCAAGACCCAACAUUUACAACAUCAAUAAGCAGGGUAGACAAAGUUUAAUUCCUACCCGCGCGGCCGAGCAUGAGCAGACGAUAGUCGGCUUCUUCCGGAAGUACGUAAUUAUUGAAAUUCAAAAGUAGAUUUUCGCUUACUUCAGCCUGUUUAUUAAAAUCCGUCAAUAAAUAUACACAAUAACACCAGGAAGUAGCGCACUGAUCCAAACACCCUUCUUGAUUCACGUCAGCUAUUGGCCAAUAACUGCUGUGUAUGGGAACAUGCUAUAUUACGAAAUAAAGCGUCCAGAAUAAAGUGAGAAGCAGGCUUCUGGUGAAAAGAGCGUUUGAGAGAAAGAUGACCUCGCGCUCCACUUACGUGCUCCACAUGCCAUGCACGACUGCAAAACGUGGCUGAGAUGUUCACAGCAGCAUAUGCUAUCCACUGACUUUGUUUUUUAACCAAGCCCGAGAAGUGGUUCAGGGCCCCUUUAAGCAUCUCAUUGUUAAUGUUCAUUCCAAGUAAUAGUAUAAAUAAAUAAGACUACAAGCCAAUUGCAAUUUUGACUCUGAAUGUGAAAUUAUUUCUGUCCAGUCAACUAGCAAUGCUGAAACCUUGCGAGGUGAGAAAGUAGUAGCCUACAUCACCAUUCAUUGCUUACAAAGCUUGCAAGAUGCUCAGAAUUGUAGUUAGAUUUUAAGGCAACGGUCAUCACAUCAGUGGAUGCCACCAUGUUUGUUGACACAAAGCAGUUUGGACAGCCCACUAUAUUUGAAAAAUGAUGUGCUCAGUGGGAACCGCAAGUGCCACUUGCACCUUGUGCAUGCACAGUAAACAUGACACUAUAUAUUUCUUUGUAGCCCUUAUUCUAAAUCACUGUAUUAUUUAAAUUACACAUUGUGUAAUUUAAACUAUUAUGGUUCAGCAAGCAAUGUUGACUUCUAAUUUUUAAAAAAGUCACAGGCCUGCACGGCACACGCAGCACAGUCACAGCGUAAGCUGGUGGAGUGGCUCAAGAGUAGCUCCAAUUUGGGCACCACGCACAACAGGGUCUUCGCGGCAGUCUGUUCGCCUUGUUUUGACAAGAACAAUCUGAACUGUCAGCCCGGCGUCGACGGCGAGCUGCGGCUUGUAAUGCUCUCUUCACAGCAGUCUGCUGAGCCCGAUCAAGCCUUACAACUACAACUUGCAUGUCGGGCACGCCGCCUUUGCAGGCACCUUGACUAGAUGGCACCACCAUACUGGCGGAGGCUCGAGUCGUCUCACCCUGCGUCUGCCUUAGGGCAUUUUCCGCGGCCUGAUAGCAAGUGCUUGCGUGGCUCAGUGGUAGAGUAUCCGGCUCCCACGCAGUGGGCGCAGAUUCGAUCCCGGCGGGAAGCGGGUACUUUUUUCGCGUUUCCGGCGAUAGCGGUUAUGCGGCGGACGCCGCCGGCGGCAUCAUCGCGACCCGAAACGGCUAUUGGAAUGAGCCCAUAACAGCUUACUCUGUAAAAAAUAAUAAUUGGAAAGUAGAUUUUUGUUUUUGCUGACACCAGUGACAUUAGGUGAUGAAGCCAGCAGGUGAUCCUCAUGCAAGUGUGCAUGAGGGUGAUUCACAGGUUCAUCUGUUCGAACAGUGUCAAGUGCAAUAAUGUAAUUAAGAUUCAGUGUUUUCAGGUGUACCUUUCAUACUUCUUUUAAUGUUUCUCAGAAGACGUCCUGCUUUCCAAGACAACCAUAAAUCUUGAAUGAAGCUUAUAGGUCAUUUUGGCGACUUUUUUUUUUCUUUAUUUUUCUCAUAAGACUGUACUGAGAGUUUCUUUUGGGGGUAAGGGUUGAGGUGGAAGUUAUUCGCAUGAAUGUAUACCUCUACAUGUAUACCUCUUUUUAUCAGCGACCUCUGCGAUAUUUUUUACUUAAGCCAACUGCAACGAAAUUACAGGUAGCAUAAAAAGCCUCAUUUAGAUAGUGAAGAUAUAGUGCAGCCUUCGCGAAAAAUGUUAAGUUUUUUUCAUUUGAAAUACGAGUGAAUGCAUCACAAAAGGCUUGCAAAAGUAGAUGUUCUUGAUACCAAAAUUGAAAGAAAAAAAAUAACAGUGUUGCCGUUACCUUUGCCGGAAGUGACGCAUGACUCGGCACACGCAGCUUCUUGGCGUGACAUCCAAGAUUGAGUGCAACUUGCAGCUGCCCAUGGAGGCGACGUGCUGGGACUUGCAUCAUAUCCGCUAAGCACCAGAUGAACGCUUCUACUCAGGUGCGAAUUAUAGGCUUAUAAUAAGAAACUUAGACAUUUACCAGACCUGCAGCUUUGCCAAGAUUGCUUCAGAUGUAUAUACCACUCAUUCAUUACCAAUUCAGCCAAAGCGAGAUUUCGUUCCAGUUGGCAUUAAGAUGAUGUUUGUGGCCUCUGCUUAUGUUCUUUACUGGUGUGAAGUUACUUUAGUGGUCUGAUAGGUAUAAUGCUGUGCUGUCGUCAGGCAUGUGCACCCAAUGUGUGUACGAGCCUUGAAACUCGGUGAAUGUUCUUAAAAUAUUGUCAUAAGUGGUCUCGAGUGCUGAUAUCUUGACUAUAGAAAAUACUGCUUAACUGUUUCAUUAAACAGUAGAAAGUAAGGUGGGUAUUCACACUGAAGAAGUCAAUCAUUUCGCACAAAUGUUAUCUUGCUUGCAGUGCAUUAUUAUUGUAAUGUGAUUUUACACUUUACGCAUAAAAAUUAUUACCGAUUGUGCGCCAAACCUGUACUGCUCUCUUCUUGUCACCAUUAAAGAUUGGAGAAUGGACAAUUA
Molecule: messenger RNA, 6428 nt
Organism: Dermacentor silvarum
Lineage: Eukaryota; Metazoa; Arthropoda; Arachnida; Ixodida; Ixodidae
Product: serine hydrolase-like protein
Exons: 4
Coding region: 98-1171 (357 amino acids)
Source: RefSeq, a predicted model, not a curated record